UCAGCUAGCAGGCUGCACGGAGCUCCCCGCGCUACUACUGUCAGUGUGUGAGAGCCACGAGCUGGCCGACCUGCAUCUGCGCGUGGAGGAGCGCCGCACGCUCAACGCACUCAACAGGAACUCACAGAGCGCGGCUAUAAGAUUCCCUAUGAAGGGGAAGAUUACUACGAGGCAGAUGAAGCUGAAUUGUCUAAUACAAGCAGUUUUGGGAUGCCUACCUAUCCCCGAUCCAUCUUUGAACCAAGAAGCAAUGAAAAUUAUGAGGAUUGCUGCGAGGAUUUGCAAGUGCAUGGUCGCCUACCUGACGCGUCCGAACCUUCUAUCGCACCAGCCACAGUACUAUUCAACGAUACUGAACUCAGUAGUUCUAGCCAAGUGCAUGAGCGCUCAGCUGUGGGAGAACUCCCCGUUCGUCAGUAGACAGCUAAAAGGCAUCGGGCCUACUUACAGCAACUCGUUGGCUACAGCCGGGAAGGUCAACUUUAUGCUGUUAGAAGAAAGUCAUCCGAGAGAUUUAGAAAGGAUAAUGAACAAAGGCCCACCAGCUGGUAACAUAAUACGGAAACAAAUAAGCUUAUUGCCAAAAUACAAGCUGACCAUCACACCAGUCGAUGAGAAAACAGUCACCAUACAACUCAUGUUGAUGAACCAAAGCUAUCUUAGUGAAAACAUGGACAACUUGACAGCAGGAGACUCGCAUAAAAGUUACGUUAUUGUAGGCGACUCGGAAAACCACAUACUUCUGCUCACAACUUUUGUGGACAAAACCUUGAUAAAAGUUUAUGAUGGCACUUUAACGUUUUCCGUAACGAGGAAACACAGAUGCGAACACAAAAUAAUAGCUCACUGCAUCAGCUCGACGUAUGUUGGCAUUGAUGAUCAUUGUGAUUACUUAUUCAAAGAUUUGGAACCAAUGCCUGUGUGUUUGCCUCCAACUGUUACGGACUCGCAAAGGAAUAUUGUGAGUAAGCAGACAAAUAUUACAGACACUUUCAAGGAACGCAAAAGAAGAGGUAAUAACAGUAUUGAAAUAUCGCAAUGCAAAGAAAAAAAGAGGAGAGAAAACGCACUCUUUGAAAAGCUAAAGCUACUGAAAAGAUCUUUCAGUAAAACUACAAAAAGUCUACAAGAAGAGUUAAAUGAAACGACCAUGUCUGAUUUGAUACCAGCUGAAUUAAAUGACAAAGAAUUUCCAGAUUAUACAAAUUGUAUAAGUGAAGAGUUAAAUGAACCUACCAUGUCUAAUUUGAUACCAGCUGAAUUAAAUGAGAAAGAAUUUAUAGAUUUCACAAAUAGUAUGAGCGAAGACGUUAAAGCUUUUGAAGAAGACGAAGAAUUUGAAGUGCUGAAUUAUUCGAAAACAGGAACUAUUCCGACAGAUUGCCAAUACAUUGAUUCAAUUAUGAAUGAAUAUCCUGAAAUGGAUACUGAAGACGGUAAAUUUAUAGAUAAUGGACACAUUAAUAGCAUAUUAACUGAAAUCGAAAAUGAAAUAUCGAAAAAACCUUGGGAACCGUAUUUGCCGAAUUUAAAUGAAAAUAACAAACAUCACAUAAUCGGGCCCUUAAUUCUUAAACUACCGUCAAGUAAAGUUAUCCACCCUAAGAUGGGUAAACCAGGCAAUGAACUACAACACCAAGAUUCUGUUAAAUUUCAAAGAACAGAGAACUACAAAGUUAAAAAUGGUCUCUCCAGAAAUACGAAACGGCUUAAUAAUUACAGUUUCUUGGAUAAGAUCGGUAAUUCUAGUGACGAUGAAGUUAUUAUAGAAAAGCCGGUAACGAAAGAAAGUGGCUUUUCUAACGCUAUAAAGAGUCACAUUCAGAAAUUCCUUCAGAAAUCUAAUAAUAAAGUUGGAAUGGACAGUGCGGUAGUGAUUCAAAAACUACUAGAGCCUGUAUCAUCUGCUCAAACAGAAAGCAUCGAGGAACACAGCAAUACAACACACAUUGAAACCGUUUUGGUCAGUGACAAUACAGAAGGAGAUUGCAUUUUAAUAGAGAACUCACAAAAUAGAUCCAGUAAUAUAAGCGAGAAAGACAUGCACACAGAAAAUAUAUGUCUAGAUAAACCGUCUCAAAAUAGUUUAAUAGAUAUUGAUCAACCUAUAGAAAUAAAUGAUAUAGAUCAAGCUGUGCAGCCAAUUUACCGUACGCAUGAUGGUAAUUUAGAAAAGGAUUUAACUGGCAUCGGUAAUUUAUUUCGUAGUCUUUCAACUAGUGAGAAGAAUGAAGACGUAGAUACAACAAUUCAAGGAUGCUAUACUUUGGCAUUGAACGAUAAAGUAUACAGUGAUAAAACAGUCAAUGACACUAUUUUAAAUAGUGAUAAUAAAGUAGAAGAUGCUUGCACUGAUUCUAUUGUAAUAGCGGGUUCUCAAAAUAGACCAUCGAGCAAUGAUGAAUUGCAGAAAAACGACACAACUACGGAACAAUAUUUUAAACCAAUACAUCCAAUGAUUAAUAACAAGUGUAGCAGUAGUUUUGCAAAGCCAGUUCCUAUAAAUAGUAACCACGAAGAAUGUGUUGAAACAAAUGCAAUUCAGUUACCAGAAAGCAGUCACGCAUUAGUUCCAGUCAAACUACAGGAAUUCAAUAGCAGGGCAGCACUUCUGCCAAAACAGUAUAACCAGCAGGUCGACCUGUAUUUCAAAACUGAAAAACUUAAAAAACUAGAAGAAUAUGGAAAUGAAGGCAACAUGGAUCGAAUGUUAGUUUCAGAGCAAUACAGACUGAAUAGUAGUGAUAAUCAAAUGCCCCAACAUCAGUAUAGUGAAUUUGUAACCGGUACUCAACAUACAAGUUCAUUUUCAUUGGACAGCCGCAAUAGAGAUGGAAAUGCCGUCCCUAUUCACGGUAACCGCGAAAAACAUGUUACAAUUAACAAUUCACCGUACACUGAAAAUGAAAAUAUGGACUUUAGUAAGGAAAUAAGUUCACCAAGUACAAUUCCAUAUUGCCCAGCUAUGCAAAAUAAUAAUUUUGAAAGAAUUUAUGAAGAAGAAUGUCAGCCAGAAAUAAACACUAAAUUUGAAAGUAAAAAACCAAAAAUUAUGUACACCCAAAAGUAUUCUUACGUUACCACCGAGAUUGACAUAUGGACCAAGAAUAAUUCAGACGAAAACUGCACUGUUAAAGUUAUAAAGAAAAUGGAAGUAAAUGUAGCCGCUAUUGUGUCGAAGGACAGCGAUAAAAAAACUUACUUCAGUAGUGACAAAAAGGAUAAACACAUUCCAUUAGUUAGACAAGCUAAACCUUUUGAAAUUAAAACAAAUACAUCGGGAUUAGAAACAGAAGAAAUUAUAUCGGAGCCCAAAAAUAAAAUAAGUAAUUUCAUUGGUAACCUAAAUUAUAGUGACACUCCGUCAGAUAGACUCGCUACGCCUCUUGAAAUUGAAACCAAGACAUCGGAAAUUCAAGAAGACCCGAAUAAUACGAAUGAAGGAUCAAUAAGGAUCGAAAAUAACUUCCAACAUGAAAACAAAAUGACCGACAUAAAGCGUGAAAAAUGUACUUCUGAAAAUGGACCAUCUGCUGUGGAUAACUUGCUUAAAAAAUAUGCAAAUAUCUUAAAGGAAAAGGCUGAACAGGAGAAUUGUCGAACUAUUCAAAAACAUAUCCCAGAAAACAAAACAAACUCUCAAAAAUUAAAACCAAAACGACCCUUUAAAAUAUCCGACAUUCAUAGAAUAGAUGCCACUUUACCAAAUACUCUGAUAGAUAUGACGCCUAGAACCAUCACACCUAUUCCGGAUGAAGGGAGAAACAUGAUAUAUAAACAUACCAUUGACCAGAAAUCCAGCAGGGAACCAGAUUUUCACCAAUCCAUGCCAAUAAUGGAGAUGAAACACGUAGAUCCAAUUUUGAAUUACUCUGAGCCAAUAGUAGAUAACGAUAAUGAAAUUAGUUUCAAUAUAGAUCAAUCAUUAUUGAACCCGAAAAGUCUUCUGCAACAGUGUUAUAAAAACUUGGAUGAAAACGAAAUUAUACCACCUCCAUCGCAAUUCUGUGAUGACAGCGUGUAUUCACCAAAAAAGGAAAGCAACUUCUAUUCUGAUCAAUCUCCAGCUCCCCAUAUGUUACAUAAUGAGCUUGAAAGUUAUUGCGAUACUGCUGAUGAGUUUGACGCUAAAACUUACCUGGAUGCCGUGGAAAGAUCCUGUUAUGAUAAUAGUGAACACGAACACGGUGAAUCAACGCCAUCAACAAAUAUGGAGGUGUGGAACUUAGGUACCGGUGAGGAUGCUUGCACUUCUUUACCUUCUUUCGUACGGGCUAGUGAUCAUUUUAUACCUGCAAGUAAAUUCAAUAUUGGGUAUAAUAGGAAACAGAAAUUAGGUAGGUAUCAAUUAAACACAAAAGCCAAGUUCAAAGUGAGUAGAAAUAAGUUAUGAAUAUGUUAUGUUUUUUUGUACACUGAAAGCAAUGACAUUGUAAUUCUGACUGAAAGUACCUAAAUCUCCUACACAAUAUACCAACAUUGUUAUCUAUGAAUGAAAUAAAUUAUUCAAAUA
Plutella xylostella (diamondback moth) is the source of this 4513-nucleotide messenger RNA. RefSeq lists its product as uncharacterized. The record is from RefSeq and is a predicted model, not a curated record. Lineage: Eukaryota; Metazoa; Arthropoda; Insecta; Lepidoptera; Plutellidae.